AAUGCAUGCGCCCCCAUUGCUCAGAUUCGAGUGUCAUCAUUCAUUGCUCACCCUUUCUACUUUGCAGAUAGAAUUUCAAGAUAUUGCGCGUAUAUUUUCCGGCUCUCUCAUUGGUCGAUAUCAGUCACGUGGACUGUCAACGUAUGCUAAUGACGUCUUCAUGUCGAAAGCUUGUCAAGGCGAAUUGAUCAAUCAGAAAAUCGACAGCAUGCAGAAAACUGAUACGGACUCUUCAAAUUAUUACGAUGUCUAUCAACAACAGCAAUUUUAUCAUCAAAAUGGAUAUCAUGGAAACUAUCCAGAUUAUACUAAUGAUACUUAUAGACAGCAUUGCCAACAAAUUGCGCCGACAAACUGUCAACAAGAUUAUAAUAAUUACGCGACUCAUCAGACAAAUUUUUGUAAUCCUCAAGAUCAGCAUGGAUUGGUUAAAAAUGAACCAGAAAUAUAUCCUUGGAUGCAGGAUAAUAGAAAAAAUAUAAAAAGAGGGGGAAAGGAACAGCACAUAUCAUCAGCAGGUGGUAGUAUAGAAAGUGCCGAUCAGCCUACAAAGAGAGCUAGAACUGCUUAUACAAGUGCUCAAUUGGUAGAACUGGAAAAAGAAUUUCACUUUAGUCGAUACUUGUGCCGGCCAAGAAGGAUUGAGAUGGCUGCUUUGUUAAAUUUAACAGAGCGGCAAAUAAAAAUCUGGUUCCAGAACCGACGGAUGAAAUACAAAAAGGAACAAAAGAACAAAGAAUCAGGGGGUGCAAUUUCAUCAACAAGCUCUGCCCCAGGAACUCCCUUAAACUCCUCAGCUACAUCCCAAAUAAAUCAAAAUAGAACAUCAACACCUGAAGCAGCAUCUUCUCCUCUCAUAUCUCCUAAGUCUGAAAAGUCGUCAUCGAACGAGGCCGGCUCAGAUGAUCAUGAUAGUGAACUUGGAAAUGUUGAUGAAAAACAACCCAGAUCUCCUGUAACAAUUCCAGUUCAAAGACCGGCACCCCAACCUCAGAGACAUUAUCAAACUCAGCAUCAUAUGGCGAGUGUACCUCAUUAUUAUGCUAAUUAUCACCAUCAAAGUCAAUAUAUACCGGCACACUGUAAUGAAAUCGCUCCUCCUGUAGCUCCACCUACAAUAGGGAUUACGCAUGCGCAGUUGAGCGAUAAUGGCGGAUUAUGUAUGGAUGGAUAUCACGCUCAGGGAUAUAACGGUUUUAAUAAAUUACCGCAUAUUUGAGUGUAUUUUUUAGUGUGAGAGAUUAUUGUAAAAACCAGGGAAAAUAUUUCUAUCGCUCAAAGUUUAUCACCGAUUGUUUAUAUCUGUUCAUAUGUUAGCUCAUGCCCAACUUGUAUAUUUAUGAGAAAAAAAUUAUGCUAUGACACUCUUGCCAUUUAAAUAAUUUGACUAGAUGUGUGUUACUCGAUGGUUCCGAAAUUUUACUGUCUCUAUACACUACGUAUUUGAAUGUAUAUAAGUGUAAACUUGAUGUAAAACGUUGUGUAUUUCUAUGCAACUACUGUUAUAGAAAUGUAUUCAUCUGUUUUAAAAAAAAAUACAGUCUUGUAAAUUAUUAGAAUAUUUAGUGACUUUUCAAAAAUCUAAUUGAC
This is a messenger RNA of Dimorphilus gyrociliatus, 1590 nucleotides long. Lineage: Eukaryota; Metazoa; Annelida; Polychaeta; Dinophilidae. The record is from the annotation of a GenBank genome assembly.